Messenger RNA from Indicator indicator, 2253 nucleotides. RefSeq names its product ankyrin repeat and EF-hand domain containing 1 (gene ANKEF1). Gene Ontology annotation, molecular function: calcium ion binding; protein binding. The record is from RefSeq and is a predicted model, not a curated record. Lineage: Eukaryota; Metazoa; Chordata; Aves; Piciformes; Indicatoridae. The coding region runs from base 1 to 2253 and encodes 750 amino acids. The transcript has 9 exons.
AUGUUACCGGUAGAUAACAGACUUCUAAAUUUACAGAUCUACAAACUUCUUCAAUGCGUUCACCAGAAAGACAAGAAACAAAUAGAAAAGCUGGUCCAGAAUGGAUUCCCCAAUCUCAUUAAUGCCACAGAGCCCAUGGAAGGAUAUAGUGCCCUUCAUCUGGCUUGCAUUAAAAACAACACUGAUAUGUGCAGAUUCUUGCUAGAACAGGGAGCUCAUCCAGAUGUCCAGGACAAAAUGGGAUGUACUCCAGCAAUGAAGGCAGCUGAGCUGGGCCAUGAGUUGGUUUUGGAUAUAUUAGCAGGAGCUAAAGCAGACAUGACGACUGUGGAUAAUGAAGGCAAAGGUGUUUUGUUUUACUGCCUUUUACCUACAAGGCGGCACUACCACUGCACACAGAUUGCUUUGGAUAAGGGUGCAGAUGUUAACAACUGUGCUGCUGAUGGGAAGCCUGUGUUUCUAAAAGCCUGUGAGGAAGCUCAUGAUAUUAAAGAAAUAUGCCUGAAUUUCUUGGAAAGAGGAGCAAAUCCCAAUGCAAGAAACCCGGCUACAGGCCGCACAGCCUUAAUGGAAGCUGCAAGAGAAGGUGUUCUCGAGCUGGUGCGUGGGCUGCUUGAACGAGGAGUUGAUGUUAACCUGUUUGACUUUGAAAGACACAGUGCUGCACAUUUUGCAGCCAAAGGAGGCUUUUUUGAGAUUCUGCGGAUAAUUUCAGCUUAUAACGGAGACUUGGGGCUGAUUGCUAUGAAUGGUAACACACCACUUCACUAUGCUGCGGAGGGAGGAUUUGCAAAUUGCUGCAAAUUUAUAGGACAGAGAGGCUGUGAUCCUACAUGGAAAAACUUAUUAACAAAAACCCCAAGAGCUAUUGCCAGGGAAGGUGGUUUUAAAGCAGCAGCAGCAGAAUUACGUAAAAUUGAAAAUGCCUUUAAAAAGCAGUCUGAGCCUGAGGCUAAGGAGGACAACCCACGCUGGGCAAUAAGGCUCUACGACUGGUCCUUAGAGCACCAGGCUGCCCUCCGCAAGGCAUUUGAGGCUGUCGACCAGGGAGAUGGCACAGUAACUAAAGAGGAUUUUAUAGCAGUUAUCCAGAAAAAUUGUGCCUUUGUGGACAUUGAACAAAUAGAAACUAUUGCUGCAAUGCAUGAAAGUUCUGACCCUGAGGGAAUUGAAGUGGACAAAUUCUUCAAAGGGUCUGUCUACUUGCAUAAAAACUGUCUUAUAACGGCCUUUGGACCCAAAGGGAAGAAGAAGAAAGGGAAGAAACAAAGAGGCAAAAAAGGCACUGCCAUGCCAAUUUGUGUUGUUCCAGAGAGCACGUGUCCACGUAGGGAAGAUGGCUUCCCAGUGUACAUGAUUGAGGCUGUUCAGGACACUGCUAAUAGCUACCAUUUUAACCGAGACCACCCAUCUGCCCAUCCUGUGCAUGAUGACCGUGCCUGGUAUAUAGAAGAGCCGAGGAAAAUGUACAUGAAUAUUAACUACCUAGUCAGAGAAGGAGACAUCUUAUCUUUACAGAAAGCAUUUGAGGAGGGUGUGCCAGUAGACAUAAAAGAUAAAUAUUACAAAACACCUUUGAUAGCUGCAUGUGCAAGUGGGAACAAAGAGGUUGUGCAGUAUCUUCUGGAAAAGGGGUCUGAUGUGAAUGCAACAGACAAUUUCAUGUGGACUCCCCUCCACCAUGCUUGCUACAACGGAUACCUAGAUAUUGCUGAACUGUUAGUGGAGGCUGGAGCGGCCGUGGAUGCCCCUGCAGCAGGCAAUGCAACCCCACUAAUGAGAGCCAUUGAGAUCUGCAGAUUGGAUAUAGUCUAUUUUCUAAUCAGUGCGGGUGCUGACAUCCAAACAGUAAACAGCAAUGGAAAGAAUGCUCUUGAUAUUGCUCAAGCCUUUGCAGAUUCUAGAAUAAUUGAACUGCUCCAAACCAAACUGGAAAAUUUGCCGCAAGUACCAGAAAAAAAAGAUGAAGAGAAAGUAAAAGAGCCUUCAAAGCUACCUCUGACAGGUGUGGAGAAGUUCGUUUUUGAAAAGCCCACGCAUUCUCUUAAGGACAGUGUUCUUUAUCUCCACUCUUUGAUAACCAGUGGUGCUACCAAGGAAGAUGACAUCACAUUCAAACCCAGAAAAGUUUGGGGCCCUGAAGCCACAACAGAGGAGAUAGUAAGAAAGCAGGAGCUGCUACGUGAACGCCUUACUCUUGGUGGCCACUCAGAAAUCUCCAUGAAGCCUUUUGAUAGAAAAGUUACAGAAUAA